UCAGCCUUCACUCCCGACCUUCCUAUUCUCAGUGCACUUCCACAACUUCGACUUCAACAUCUCUUUCCUUCUUCACCUUCGGCAUCGCCCAUUGCUAUAACCUCACUUGCAAACCUCUACAUCGAGCAGUUGGAUCAGGAAAAUUAUCUUGCACCGAUACCAAAGGAGAAUGCGCGGCCUGUCUGGGAUCAUCUCAAUUGCCUUAGUCUCUAUCUCUGCGACGGAUGCGUCGCCUGAGGCCCCUUCUGUCGAUGUGCACAACAUCGAACAGUUGACGGAGGCAGCGUGUGCGGCGAUGGGAAAUUUGAUGUCCUACUUCACCCCUAAUCCUAGGGGAACUUUCAACGAGACUGACACUCCAUGGCACGAAUCAGGCAUGAUCUGGGGCUUGAAUUUCGACUACGCCAGGUGGACUGGUGAUACGAGAUACUUGGACAUCGUGACCCAAGCCUUGGUCCAUCAAUCGAAUGAUGAACUCCAUGAUUUUCUCUCCCCUGGCGUCAAGGAGCAGUGGAACGAUGAUAUUCUGUGGCCCGCCCAGGCAGUCGUCGCUGCUGCUGAAUUAUAUGGCCCGAGCUCCACGCUUCCAAACAGCACCGAAACUUGGAUAAACCUAGCCAACAAGACCUAUCAAGAAGCCGCUUCGCAGACGGAUGACAAGUGCGGAGGCGGGAUUUACUGGUACCGAGACAGAUCAGCCCCCCGAGGAUCGUACAAAGCCUUGAUCACUCACUCAGAGUUCAUCUCGCAAGGGGCUCGGAACUAUAUGAUCACCAAAGAUCCUGAAACCCUGGAGAUGGCAAAAAGCAUCCUCGAAUGGGUGAUCUCCUCAGGGAUUGCGAAUCCUAAGACUGGAUUGUUGAUGGAUGGACUCUCGAUAAAUAAUUGUACGGAUUUCACCACGUUCCAAUGGAGCUACAACUACGGACAGUGGCUAGGCUCACUGGCUUGGAUGCAUAAAGCAACGGGAGAUCAAAAAUACCUCGACAUGGCCACCCCAUAUUUCGAUUACUCUCAGCGAACCUUUGCCGCUUCCAAUACCUCGGGCAUCAUCUCAGAACUCUGUGAGCCUGAUGGAUCGUGCAACCGUGACCAGAAGGGCUUCAAGGCGAUCUACGCACGAAAUCUUGCGUACCUCCAUCGGGAGACUAACAAUAGCACGAUGAAACGGGCUAUCGAGAAAGUCAUCCAUACGUCCGUUCAAGCCAUGGCCGCCCACUCGUGUGAUAAGGAUUGGAACUGCGCAGGCAUUUGGACAACUGAUGCCCAUCCCAUCAAAUACGUACGCGCGCAACAUGUCAGCGCGGCUUUGUUGGUAGCAGCUGUAGGUAUUCACGGAGAUGGCGGCCUGGACGCAAGUACAUGCGAUUAAAAUGCUCACAUCAAGCCUAUCUAGUAACAUCUCCAAUUCCUCAACUGAUGGCAAUCUGCCAUUUGUAGUCCUCAUCCAUCUCCUCCAC
Messenger RNA from Puccinia graminis f. sp. tritici CRL 75-36-700-3, 1460 nucleotides. RefSeq lists its product as uncharacterized. The coding region runs from base 170 to 1372 and encodes 400 amino acids. Gene Ontology annotation, biological process: fungal-type cell wall biogenesis; carbohydrate catabolic process. Gene Ontology annotation, molecular function: mannan endo-1,6-alpha-mannosidase activity. The record is from RefSeq and is a predicted model, not a curated record. Lineage: Eukaryota; Fungi; Basidiomycota; Pucciniomycetes; Pucciniales; Pucciniaceae. The transcript is spliced from 7 exons.